AUGCCCAGAAAAAGUUUGCCCAUUUCCCACAAAGUCUCAAAUCUAGUAAGGUUCAUCCACAAAUUAAGAAAACCCAUGAUCCAGAAGCUCCUAUUGUUCAAGAAAUUUAGGAAGUGCAAGGAGUUCAAGCUCAUCAGGCACUAUAACUAUGAUUUUAUUGGAGAGUACCAGCACUCCCCUUCAAGCACUCCUCUCAUUCAUUACCGUCGAAACCAAUUCAAGAAUAGAGGCUCCCGAUAUUUGUGUUCCUUCUUCUAUCUGUUCUGGUGCUUGGGUAACUUGAAAGUAGGAGGAAGUGACAUUGGUAUUGGGGAGUGCAAGCUCGAGGCUCUGCCACUGCCACUGCCACUGCGACUGCCACCCAUUGAAAUUGAAAAUGCCAUCAUAGCAGAGGAUUUGUUUGAGGCUUUUGAUUCAGACUCAGAGGAUGAAGGUGAAUCAGUUGAUCAGAAGGCAGAGAGGUUCAUUGAGAGAUUCUACCAGCAGAUGAAAAUGCAGAGGCAGGAAUCCAUAUAG
Messenger RNA from Gastrolobium bilobum, 516 nucleotides. RefSeq lists its product as uncharacterized. Bases 1 to 516 code for a protein of 171 amino acids. NCBI's taxonomy places the organism in Eukaryota, Viridiplantae, Streptophyta, Magnoliopsida, Fabales, Fabaceae. The transcript has a single exon. The record is from RefSeq and is a predicted model, not a curated record.